GGGCAGAAACCCUAGACAUUUGCUUCCGUCUUCUCUCGUUCAAGAGCCUAAAAGACGCCGCUCGUCUCUUCAGACAGUUCCACCUUCUAGGAUUUGUUCAAGAGAGAAGGGUUGAGAAAUGAGUCGUGGAAGUGCAGCCGUUGCCAAGGGAAAGAAGAAGGGAGUUGCCUUCACCAUUGAUUGCUCCAAGCCUGUCGAUGACAAGAUCAUGGAGAUUGCUUCCCUCGAGAAGUUCCUUCAGGAGAGGAUCAAAGUCGGUGGUAAAGCCGGUGCCCUCGGUGAUUCCGUCACAAUCACCCGUGACAAGAACAAGAUCACCGUCACUGCUGAUGGCCAAUUCUCCAAGAGGUAUCUGAAGUACUUGACAAAGAAGUACCUGAAGAAGCACAAUGUGAGGGAUUGGCUCAGAGUGAUUGCAGCGAACAAGGACCGUAACCUCUAUGAGUUGAGGUACUUCAACAUCGCUGAGAACGAGGGAGAGGAAGAAGACUAGAAAAACCCUUUAAACCGGUUUUGCUUAGGACGAUACUUCCUAUUCCCUGUUUCUGUUGUUUUGGUUUCUGCUCUCUGUUCGAAUACAAUUUAUUAUCUUCGCCCUUCCGUUGUUUUUGACAGAUCUUAUUUAGUUUGGUUGAAGUUAACUCUUCUUCUUGGUUUCAGACAAUUGUUUAAGGAAAAUAUAUUUUGGUAAAAAUCGUAUGAUUCUAGAAUGUGUUAAUGAAA
This is a messenger RNA of Eutrema salsugineum, 723 nucleotides long. RefSeq names its product 60S ribosomal protein L22-2. Gene Ontology annotation, cellular component: ribosome. Gene Ontology annotation, biological process: cytoplasmic translation. Bases 119 to 493 code for a protein of 124 amino acids. Gene Ontology annotation, molecular function: structural constituent of ribosome; RNA binding. The transcript is spliced from 3 exons. NCBI's taxonomy places the organism in Eukaryota, Viridiplantae, Streptophyta, Magnoliopsida, Brassicales, Brassicaceae. The record is from RefSeq and is a predicted model, not a curated record.